Molecule: messenger RNA, 2562 nt
Organism: Dioscorea cayenensis subsp. rotundata (Guinea yam)
Lineage: Eukaryota; Viridiplantae; Streptophyta; Magnoliopsida; Dioscoreales; Dioscoreaceae
Product: DDT domain-containing protein DDB_G0282237
Exons: 11
Coding region: 186-2219 (677 amino acids)
Source: RefSeq, a predicted model, not a curated record
CAAACGAGCGCGUUGCCAAAACUUUGGGAGCUCUCGAAAACGAGCGGGUCUUGGUUUUCCAUUCCCCCCCUUCUCAACUUCUCCACCGCCGCCGUCGCCCCCCUUCCCUUCCCUCUCUCGUCUCUCUUCUCUUCUCCCUCGCUCCGAGAAUGCUCUCAAGGUGUCGUUGAUUAGUACUCUCAGAUAUGCCUCUCUUUAAACGGAAGCCUUUUCAGCUGUUGGAAGCGCCGAAGGAUUUGGAUCAGAAUGAGCUUGUUUUUCAAGUUCGUUUUACCAAGGAAGUAUUUCGUGAUUAUCAAGAUUAUCUUGAUAGGCUAAAUUUGUACCGGCAAAGAGUCUGGACAUGUAAGGUUACUGGGAAAAGCAACUUAACCUAUGAAGAAGCUUUGGUUUCAGAACAUCGUGCAGCAGAGAGAGUUCAGCAGUUCCCGGAUGAACUAAUGGCUCCUGUCCUCCAAAUGAUCCAGUAUAGUACACUCACCUUGAGAGAUCUUGUUGAUGAAAUUUAUGCUAAGUUACAAGAACAACUUUUUGUGGGCAUUGAAUUGUUUGGAAAGAAAGACCAAUCUAUUUAUGCAUGUAAAAUCUUAAAAAUUUUGGGAGAUGGAGGCACAACUCGAUAUGCAAUAGGUUGGCUUGAUAAGGAUAAGAAGGUAAUAGACACUUCAGUUGUCAGUGCAGAAGACCUGGUACGGAAGAAGCCACCAUAUAGUAGGUAUAUACUGAAAGCAUUUGUCAGGGAAUCAACCAGACAAGGUUUGCCAUGGGUGGUUCAUGAAAAGCUUGCUAAGAAGUAUGGGAUCUCAACUGUACCUCCGGCAAAGUUGCAGAAUAAUGGACAUGUAAGCAGCACUAGGGACAGAAAGAGAGCUGGAGUGAAUGAUAUCCUGGAUAUAGAAAAUGUGAAGAAAAAGAGAAAAACAAAAGAAGAAGAAAAAGUUAUAGCAGUGCCAAUUAAGUACCCAAUUGAUGACCUUUUAGUGCAGCCAGCUGCAGAUGAUCCCAUUUUUGCCGAUCGCCCUCCCCUCUGUACAGACUUUAAGGUGCCAAUGGAUUGUGUGGGGGACCUUCUGAUGAUCUGGAACUUCUGCGCUUCUUUCAGCAGGUUGCUGAAUUUGUGGCCAUUCUCUCUUGAAGAUUUUGAAAAUUCAAUUUGCCACAAAGAGAGUGAUCUUGCCCUUAUUGUGGAAGCACAUGCUGCGCUUCUCCGCUUGCUUAUAAAAGAUGAAAGCAACUAUUUCAUGGCUAUUCAGAAAAAGAAACGCAAAACAAAGAUUACACUAGUCAACUGGGCAGAGUAUUUAUGUGACUUCUUGGAAAUGGGUAAUCAACCAGAAUUAUCUGGUCGUUUGACUACUAUAAAAAGGGGUCAUUAUGGCCUGCUGGAUGCUCACGUAAAGCUGAGUAUUUUACGGGAGCUGGUGGAAGAGGCUCUUUUGACUGGUGCUGUUAGAGUGAGGCUAAAUGAAUAUGUUGAACAACAGCAAGUGCUUGCAGCCACAAAAAGGGACCAAAUUAGAAAGCAAAAAGAAGAGCAGCAUUUGAAAAAGGAAGAGUCUGCUACUAGUGAAAUGAGCCAGAUACACUUGUUGGAAAAUGGAAAAACAAACCUGGGCAAUUUGGAUUCUCAAGAAAAUGGUGUAAGAAAGGAAGAUACCACAAAUUCAAAAGACGCCAAAAGGAAACUGAAAUCAAAUAAGGAAGGUUUUGCAGAGAAGGGAAACACUGCUUCUGGUGCAGGAGGAAGUUUGAAGGUGCAAAAAAAGGGUACAACUAGGAGCAAAGAGUCUCAGGAAAAGACUACUGAAGAACAACAGAAAGAACAUAUUGAACGGGAGAUGGAGAAAUUGUCCAUACGCUCAAGUUCACUUGGUAAAGAUAGAAACCACAACAGGUAUUGGAUGUUCCGACGUGAAGGCAGGAUUUUUGUUGAGAGUUUAGACUCUAAGCAGUGGGGUUACUAUAGCAGCAAAGAAGAGCUUGAUGCUCUUUUGGGUUCAUUAAACCCAAAAGGAGAGCGGGAGAGGGCUCUUAAAAAACAGCUGGAAAAGUUAUAUAACAAGAUAAGCAAUGCUUUACAGAAGAGAUCGAAGGAUGUUAAUCAAAAGAUCCUACUGGAAGAGGCUGUGCUGCGGAGAUCUACUCGUGUUCGAGCUCAACCCAGGGAUUCCCAAGCCACCGCAUACCUUAAAUAUGUCAAUAAGUGGAAGGAGGGUUGAUUUUCUGUGGAUGUUUUAUGAGACAGGGAAAUUAGAGAAUGUAGGUAGAUAAAAUUUGGUGAUUCAAGAGCUUUGAAGUUCCUCAAAUUUUGUAUAUGGUGAGGUAUGAGAGCGAAAGUGUAGCUUUUUGUUACCUGUGUCCAUCCUUCUUGAUGCGCUUUUACUCACACCGAAAGGGUGGAUUUAUCUUAUGAAAUGUUGUUACAAAAUCAGGAGCAGUUUUCUUACAGGCUACUUAAUGUAUGAAGUAACCUCUGUUAACUAUGUAACCCAAUAUUUUCAAAGUUUUUCUGUUUCUCAAAGUUGUAUGUUUUAUUUGAUUAAUGCCAACCAUGUCAUGCCA